AUGACUAACUUAAGUAAUGAGAAGGUGGCAAUUGUGACUGUUUCGUUAAAUAGUAUUUCUGAGAGUAGAGGGGGUUAUGAGAUGUUUUUUAAAUCAAAUCCUAAAGAUAAUGAGGAUAUUCCAUUUCUAUAUGCUGCUGCAAUUGAAAAAUCAAAAAAAGCCAAAAUAGAAAGCUAUGUGGAAAAUAUUGUUUUUAGAUAUAGCGAUAUGGACUUUAGGUCUCAUUUUCAUCUUUCUAGAAGCACUGUCGAACUUUUUAUUAAUACUAAAGCACAUAACAAACAUUUCUUAUUAGAAAAAUUCGAACCAUAUAACAUAUAUGCUCCUGUUUUAGCUGGAGUUUCAGAAGACAGCGACUACACCAGUGAUGUUAGUUACCCCACUGGCCAACACCCAAGUGCCUCUGCCCACCAUCCUAAUAGUUCUGCUUCUCAAUUUGGUGGUCCCGCAGUAUUAACAAGAAGGGCGUCGGAAUAUGCUCCUCCUGAACCAGAAAACGUCAGUCCAUAUGAUCAAAAUAGCUCUUAUAGAAAUAAUAUGUAUGUUAGGAAUGAAGACGUCAACAUGACUUACGGACAUUCAAAUUCAAAUCGGAGUGGAUACAGUUAUGGGAGAAGUACUGUGAGUCAACAGAGUACUGAAGAAUAUGAAAAUCACACAAGCUAUCCAGUAAAUGAGAGAAAUAUGGGAUCAAAUGCACAAUUUUGGGAAGAAGAAGAAGAUGAUGAUCCUGAAGAAGCAUUACGUAGAGCGAAAAUGAAAGAAUCUGAUCGUUGGACAAAACGUAGGCGUAGUUUAGACAGGCAGCUGGGUUUUGAUGAUGGGCCUGUGGAAGAUCGAACUGCAAAUAAUUACAAUAGAGAUUCAUAUAAUUAUCAAGAUAGUGUUGAUGUUUAUAGACAGGAGAGUUAUGAAAGUUAUGGAGACAGUCAUGAAGAAACAAUUGUACAUGAAAAUAAAGUCUGGGAAGGGAAAACAGAACCAAAGCAAAUUUAUGAGCAAAAAAUUCCUCCGCAUGAACAAAAAGCUAUGUAUAAUCCAAAUGUACAUAAUAAAGUUGUUUUAAAAGAACCAUAUAGAAACCAUCCUGUUAGCAAAGAAAAUAUUCCAAAAGAUUCUUAUGGAAGAAAUGAAAUGUAUGAUCAUCCAUAUCCUAAUAAAACAACACAUAAUAGAAAUGAAAUGAUGGAAAAGAAUGUUCGAAAAGAUAUGGCUAUAAGAAAUGAUGCAUUUGGAAGAAAACCAGAAAUUGUUCAAAAUGAAGGAUUUCCUAGAAAAACAUUGCCCCAAAUUCCUCCUGUAAGUCAUAGACGUGAAGUACAUGAUCGGAAUAAAGAUCAUAGACAGCCAGCAUUUGAUAGAAAAGAAAUCCCACGCAAUGAAAAAGAUCAUAGGCAUGAUACAUUUGAAAGGAAAGAAGUAUUAUAUAAUGAGAGAGAUCAUAGGCACAAUACUUUUGAAAGAAAGGAAGUAUUAUAUAAUGAAAAAGACCACAGGCACAAUGCUUUUGAGAGAAAAGGUAUUCCAUAUAAUGAGAAAGAUCACAGGCAUGAUGCUUUUGAAAGAAAAGAAGUCAUACAUAAUGAAAAAGAGCACAGACUUGAUAAUUAUGAAAGAAAAGAAGUAAUAUACAAUGAGAAAGAUCAUAGACAAAAUGCUUAUGAACGAAAGGAACCUAUAUACAAUGAUAAAGAGCAUAGGCAUGAUGGUUAUGAGAGGAAAGAUGUCUAUAAAAAUGAGAAAGAUCAUAGACAUGAAACUUAUGAAAGGAAAGAAGCAUUAUAUACUGAUCAAGAUCAUAGGCCUGAAAUAUAUGAUAAAAAGGAAAUUCAUUAUAAUGAGAAGAAUCAAAUACAUGAAACUUACAACAAAAAGGAAGUAUUAUACAAUGAUAAGGAACAUAGACCUGAAGCAAUUAGUAGAAAAGAUGUCCAUACUAAUAAAGAGCAUAGAUUUGAAACAUAUGAAAAGAAAGAGACAUUACAUAAUGAAAAAGAUCUUAGGCAUGAGAAAAAAGAGAUGUUUAAUGAAAAAGUUCAAAGACCAGAAAUGCACAAUAGAAAUGAGUUUGUUCAUGGAAAUAAAGAGCAAAGACAUGAAAUCUAUGAUAGAAAAGAUGCUUUAAUUAGUGAUAAAGAUCAUGUACAAGAAAUGCAUGAAAGAAAAGAAGUGAGAAUUGAUAAUGAACAUAGGCCUGAAAUGUAUAAUAGAAAAGAUGUCUACAAUGAUAAAGACCAUAGACGUGAAAUCCAUGACAGAAAAGAAAGUUAUAAUGACAAAGAACACAGACAAGAUUUUGUAGAAGAUAUUCAUGAAAGAAAAGAUGCAUAUAGUGAAAGGGAUUAUAAACCAAAGCAACAACAUGAUAAGAAAGAUGCAUAUAAUGAGAAAGAUCACAAACAUGAAUUAUCAGAGAGAAAGGAAGUAUUUAAUGAUAAGGAUCACAGGCAUGACAUGCAUGAAAGAAAUGAUAAAACUGUUAGACACGAAUUGUGUGAUAUAAAUGAAAAAGACCACAGACAAGAAAUUCAUAACAGAAAAGAGAUGAUGAAUGGAAAAGAGAUACAUAAUAGAAAUGAACUGUUUGAUAAAAAAGAUGUAGUUGUGAAAGAAGCACAAAACAAACAUGAAAUAAUUGAAGAAGCAAAUGAUAAAAAUGCAUAUGACAGAAGAGAACUUUAUAAACAUGAAGACAGUAAGACUACAGAUGAAGAUUAUUAUGAAAAUCAAUGGGAAAGUCAGGAAGAGCCAUUACAAGAAUCAAAAAGUGAAUGGGAUAGUAUGGAAAAAGAGGAGGAAAUAAUAGAAGAUGAUGAAGAAGAAGAAGAAGAACAAGAACAACAACAAACUGAAAUUAUGAGGCCAAGUGCAGCAAAGGUAUCGCCUAACAACGAAACUUCUUUAGAGACUUCAGCAGUUCCAGAAAUUGAACCCAUAAGAAUAGAGCCAGCAAUACCAGAAUUAGUUACAGCAGAUGGUCAAAUGUCUCGAGCAAAGAUUCGAUGGAUCACUGCCUUCAACAAAAUAGUAGCACAAUUAAAUGAGGUAAAAUUUUCUUUUAUUGAUUAA
Messenger RNA from Centruroides sculpturatus (bark scorpion), 3069 nucleotides. Its product is annotated as glutamic acid-rich protein-like. NCBI's taxonomy places the organism in Eukaryota, Metazoa, Arthropoda, Arachnida, Scorpiones, Buthidae. The record is from RefSeq and is a predicted model, not a curated record. Bases 1 to 3069 code for a protein of 1022 amino acids. The transcript is spliced from 4 exons.